AUGCCACCAGAUGCGACGCUUCAGCCGGGCCGCUACAUGUAUCAAGAGGGGCCUGCCCAGAGUACCUUCGAGAUAGUGUGGCAGGAAUCCCAGUCACAAUAUCUGUUCUCACAGGCUCUGGACGGCCAGGGGCCACGGACCGGUGUACUCGAAUGCCUUGAGAGGGGGCGAUGGAAAGCAUCUCUAUGCAGCACUUCCAGCACGCCGUUGUUGGUCUUGAAGCUGGAACCGUUGUGUUCGACUCCCUGUGUGCUACAAAUGGAUCGUUCUGAUGGCCUUUGCUGCCGGGCACAGCGACUGGAAGAGUCCGAAGAAUGGAAGGAGAUCCUGGCGCAGCCAGUGGACACCGGAAAAGCGAUGCUCAUCACGGCGGCACCGGGCAGUGGCAAGACCACCCUGCUGAGAGAAUGGUGUCGAGGGAGGCCGAACAACAACAUUCUCGUGCUGGCCUUCAACCGGGCAGUGUCUGAGCAGAUGAGGGAAAACUUCAGAGAGCUCGGCAACGUGACGGUGAAGACCAUCCAUGCAGUGGCUCACGGAGCCACACGGCAUCUCCACAAUGACAGGGUGGGUGAAGUAUCGGGAACAGAUCUCAAAACUUUUCUCGAGUGCCGGACUUGGGACGAAGUGGACAGCCAAAGGAAGAGGCUCACGGAGUUUUGUGCGUCUUCUUCUGAUCGGCUGCUUGGCCAUCCGGAUCCUCGAACGCGACAACGGCACAAGGUCCUGUGGGAGCACUUUGGAUCGGGAAGGUGCUCCUUCAGAAUGCCUCACGAUGUGUACUUGAAGUUCUUCCAGCUGGACAAAUCUCUUCGAAGCAAGGCCUUUGCCGACUACGACACGAUUGUCCUAGACGAGGCGCAGGAUUGCACAGACUGCAUGUUGGAUGCGGUCAAAAUCCACCAGGCAGCAUGUGUGAUGGCAUGUGACCCUCGACAGAACAUCUAUCAGUUCAGGCACGUCACUGGAGAGUGUCUUCGCGGCAUGCAGGUCGAUCAUCGGAUGAGUUUAUCACAGAGCUUCAGGUUCGGGGAAGCGAUUGCAGCCUUUCUGACGAAAAUUGCCCGGAAAAGCCCGCCACCGGUAGAUUUGGGCUUCACGGUACGCGGACUGCCCGGCAUUGAGUCUCGUCUCUGCUUGGACGCCGAUCCUCAUGACGCGAUUCUCCAGCUCCUGCGCGACGGCAAGAAUGCGGUCGUGCUCGCUAGAAAAAACAGUACUCUCUGGUUGGAGGCAAUGAAACUGCUAGCAGACAUGGAUGAUGACAAGGCAGCUGCUUUCGUCGGCGGUUUCCAUGAAUUCGCAACGUCGCAGCUCAUACCUGUCCUAGACCUCUUCUUCUUGAAGGAGGGCCGCAUAUCCGACAUCCGGUCACCUUAUGUCAACAAGUUCAGGAGUCUGGACUCAUUUCGAGGCCUUUGUGAAGAUAAGCAGGACAUGGACUGGCUACCCAAGUUUAGCCUCUUGGAUUCACUGAGCAGCAAAAUGGGGUCCACACAGUUUGCGGAGUACCUCGACGAGGUCGCGGGCAAGCUCUCGGCCCAGAGUCAUGAGGCGGAUGUGGUCUUUGCUACGGUUCAUCAGUUCAAAGGCCUCGGUUUCGAGAAUGUGGUACUGCUUGAGGACUUCUUGGAGUCCUACACCGAAGAGGAGUACAACAUCUUCUACGUGGCGUGCUCUCGGGUGUCCACUGGCACACUUUUCGUAAGACCGGGGACCGUGCGCCUCUUAGAAUCCGGAGGCAAUCGCAGGAAGAGGCCUCGUUCGGCUCAAGAUUUCGAUGACUACUUCGAUGAUUGCUUCGAGCCCAUGUUUGAUGAAGAGCCGUAUCCACUCAGCGACGAGGACGAGGAAGAGUUUUGGGCUCCCUCGGAUGGGGGGGAGAGUGCAUACGAGGACGAGGAUCCAGAAGAGGCAGACGAGGAAGAGGAAGACACCCAGGAGCCGUGA
Molecule: messenger RNA, 1950 nt
Organism: Symbiodinium sp. CCMP2592
Lineage: Eukaryota; Dinophyceae; Suessiales; Symbiodiniaceae
Source: the annotation of a GenBank genome assembly